This is a messenger RNA of Strigops habroptila (Kakapo), 1091 nucleotides long. RefSeq names its product protein tyrosine phosphatase receptor type C associated protein (gene PTPRCAP). The record is from RefSeq and is a predicted model, not a curated record. The transcript has 2 exons. The coding region runs from base 48 to 587 and encodes 179 amino acids. Gene Ontology annotation, cellular component: plasma membrane. Lineage: Eukaryota; Metazoa; Chordata; Aves; Psittaciformes; Psittacidae.
CACAGCUCGUGCUGUAGCAUCAGGGACCCGCUCCGGCAGCACCCACAAUGGCUGGAGCGCGGCCGGGACCGGUGCUGCUGGCGCUGGCCGUGCCCGUGGCCGCGGGGGACCCGGUGGGGAACCGCAGCGACCGGGCAGUGGGUGCGCUGCUGGGGGUCCUGCUGUGCCUUGUGGUGGGGCUGGCCCUGGCCUGGCACCACCUCUGCCGGCUCUCGGCCGGCCGGUACCAUCCCAGCCCCAUGAGCCGGCGGGCGCUGGAGCGGCUGCGGCAGCGCUGGCAUCGGCUGCGGGGACAGCAGGACGCGGUGGCACAAGCCGGGUGUGAGGAUGGGGACGUGGCGGAGGAAGGGGACAAGGAGGAAGAGGGGAUCGUGUGGAGGCAGGAGCGGCGGAUGGAGGAGCAGGAGGAGGAGGAGGAGGAGGAGGAAGAGGAGGAAGAGGCCGAAGAAACCAUGAGAGCCGGGGAGAGCCCCCCAAGUGUGGGGCAGGCGGCGGGGGGCAGCGCCGAAGCCCUGCUCAGUGAGCUCCAUGCCUUCUCGGGGACGGCAGCGUGGGGGGACGCGCAGCCCAGUGUUACUGCUCUGUGACACCCCAACACUCUGUGACACCCCCUGUGUCCUGUGACACCCCAACACACUGACACCCCAAUACCCUGUGGCACCCCCCAUGUCCUGUGGCACCCCAGCACCCUGUGACACCCCAACACUCUGUGACACCCCCUGUGUCCUGUGACACCCCAACACACUGACACCCCAAUACCCUGUGGCACCCCCCAUGUCCUGUGGCACCCCAGCACCCUGUGGCACCCCGACACUCUGUGACACCCCCCUAUGCCUUGCGAUAUCCCCCAUGUCCUGUGAUACCCCAACACUCUGUGACACCCCAAUGCCCUGUGUCACCCCCAUGCCCUGUGUCACCCCCAUGCCCUGUGAUAUCCCCCAUGCCUUGUGACACCCCAACACACUGACAACCCCGUGCCCUCUGUCACCCCAAUAACCUUUGUCACGCCCUUCCAUGCCCUCGUGUGACCCCUCCUCCUUCCCGCCCCCAGCGCAGCCUCCUGAUUGGCUGCACGGGCGCGGGCACCAUGA